AGGGUUAGAAGACAAGUUUCGAGGAUGCCGCCCAAAAGAAAAAGCUGUACUGGAAAGGCCGGAAAAGGGGAAGCAGCCUCUGGAAGUAACAGUGCUAACAAGAUGACUCAGGGUCCUAAAGGUGGUGGCAGUGCAAUAAAGGUCAGGCACAUUCUGUGUGAAAAAUAUGGCAGAAUUAUGGAAGCCAUGGAAAAGUUAAAGUCUGGAAUGAGAUUCAAUGAAGUGGCUGCACAAUAUAGUGAAGAUAAAGCCAGGCAAGGGGGCGACUUGGGCUGGAUGACCAGAGGGUCCAUGGUAGGACCAUUUCAAGAAGCAGCCUUUGCCUUGCCUGUGAGUGCACUGGAUAAGCCUGUGUUUACAGACCCUCCAGUCAAGACAAAAUUUGGAUACCAUAUUAUUAUGGUUGAAGGGAGAAAAUAAAAUCAU
Messenger RNA from Elephantulus edwardii (Cape elephant shrew), 426 nucleotides. RefSeq names its product peptidyl-prolyl cis-trans isomerase NIMA-interacting 4-like. The record is from RefSeq and is a predicted model, not a curated record. Gene Ontology annotation, molecular function: peptidyl-prolyl cis-trans isomerase activity; DNA binding. Lineage: Eukaryota; Metazoa; Chordata; Mammalia; Macroscelidea; Macroscelididae. The transcript has 2 exons. Gene Ontology annotation, biological process: rRNA processing. Bases 25 to 420 code for a protein of 131 amino acids.